Molecule: messenger RNA, 744 nt
Organism: Diatraea saccharalis (sugarcane borer)
Lineage: Eukaryota; Metazoa; Arthropoda; Insecta; Lepidoptera; Crambidae
Source: the annotation of a GenBank genome assembly
AUGAAGGUUGUAUAUUUUAUGGUUUUGCAAUAUCUAAGGGUUUACUGCAACGAGGCAAACGAUAACAGUGAUGAUGAUGAUGAUGAUAGUACAGAAAUUUAUCACUCUGCUAACACAUAUAUUCAAUCCGAAGGUGAUGUUAUGCUUGAAUCUAUAAACACCGGUAGAAGCAGCUUAGCAGUUAUGGAGUUAAAUCAUGGUGGUGAUUAUAAAGCAUAUACGAGUAGUGAUACAGAAAUAUAUGAUGAUAAUGAUAGCACAGAAAGUGAUGACGAGACAACUGCAGUUAAUAAUUCCACAAUUCAAAGUGAUGACUUUAAAACUGAAGCUCAAAGGACAGACGAAAAAUAUAAUUCUGAUGAUAAUGUUAGGAAUUUCCUUGAAAAUCUAUUUGAUGUAGUUCCUUAUCCGAAAUACAAUGAUAUACCAAUGCUCAAUCGUAAGAUAUUUAGAGGAGUGCGUGUGACAAUUAUGGAGCAUCCCUACAUAGUCAGCAUACGAAGGCAGCUCGUGCACUAUCUCAUGGGUGCCAUCCUUACCAGAAAUGUGAUCAUUACCGUCGCCCAUCCGAUCUAUCAGGUGCCAAUAACUGAGCUAAAAGUGAUAGCAGGUCAAAAUUAUAAUGACCGCGGCACUACUCUUCACACUGUUAUACUGACGAUUAUCCAUGAAGAUUUUCAACCAAGCAACUUGCAAGCAGAUCUAGCACUUCUUAUGACUUUCGAGUUCAUCGUCUUCAAGUAA